AUGCCAGAGCCCACGGAAACACCAUGGCAGAUGUACCUGCCAGAGGACAGACUCAAAUGGACCCAAACUGCCGACCCAAGUCCUAUCUGGCCUUUUGAACCCGACGUCGACAUCAUCAGAAACAUCGUCCAGUCCUCUAUACCAACUGAAGGAGAUGACCCCGGAGACCAGAUCCGCUGUGACUUCCUUGCUGAUGGAGCCCACCAUAAGAUCUACAACGUGACACAUCCUUCAUGGACCACGCCCUAUCUCUUCCGUGUCGCGAUUCCCGUGGACCCCAAACUCAAAUUGGAAAGCGAGAUGGCGACGCUGCAAUUCCUCCGCCAACAUACCUCGAUACCAGUCCCGCGCCCCAUUCGUUGGUGCUCAACCCGCACUGUAGAUAACAAGCUCGGGUAUGAGUGGGCUAUCCUGGAGAAACUGCCGGGAGUCGAGCUGAGAAAAGUAUGGCGGAAGGUCCCCUGGGAGAAGAAGCUGGUGCUCAUCGAGAAUCUUGCCAAGUUCAGGACCCAAAUUUGGGAUUCAAGCCUCAAGUUCUCCAAAAUUGGAUCCAUUUACAAAAUUUCGAACGAUGAAACACGUGAAGGGGUCCGUAUCGGUCCGUCUGUAGACGGCAAUUUCUAUGCAGGUCGCCGACGUUACCUGACAAGUGAUCGGGGACCCUUCUCGACGUGCCACGAGUGGCUCAGGGCUCAGAUUGAGAUUGAGCGAGAAUUUCUCCGCACCGCCAAGAUUCUUGCCAACUCUCGUCAGUCCCUAGGUCGUACCACCAGCGACGCAGAAUGGUCCGACUUAAUGGACGAGAUUGGCGUCGACCAAGAUACGCUGGAAGAGUACGAUGAUGUGAUGUCACUAUGCGAUAUUUUCUUGGAGCUUCUUCCGGUAUUGUUUCCCCUCCCGGAUCAACCCACAGGAAAUCAAGAUCGAUUCUCCUUGCAUCACUGCGACUUACGCGAAGCCAACAUCCUCGUCGAUCCCGACACGUUCAACCUAACAGGUAUAAUCGAUUGGGAGCAAACGUGCACUGUACCAGACUGGUACGGCCGAGACUACCCAAUGAUGAUCAACACCGAUGAGCCCUUUGACGCCGAGGAACCCUCAAUCCCAGAGACGUAUGAUGAAGAGGAUGAAAGAUACAACCCCGCCAAGGUGUCAAAUCGGGACCGAUGGGAUAGCAAGCUCUUGCGCGAGAAGUUUGACGCGGAGCUGGUUCGUCUUGGCUGGGAGGGCUGGCACUCGUCCUCGCGGCUUGAUAUUGUCAAGUCAGAAUUCAUCCAAGGAGUUGCCGACUUGAAAAAGGACCUCAAACUGGUGGAGGCCCUCCCCCUCGCCAAUGCUGUCAAUCAGCAACCUAUCGCUGGUGUGAACCAUAUCAACAAGCUCUCCAUCUCUCCCCGUGAGGUCGGCAUCCUUUCGGAAAACAGUUCCGCCAAGAAUUCACUACCUUAG
This is a messenger RNA of Scedosporium apiospermum, 1449 nucleotides long. RefSeq lists its product as uncharacterized. The coding region runs from base 1 to 1449 and encodes 482 amino acids. The transcript is spliced from 2 exons. The record is from RefSeq and is a predicted model, not a curated record. NCBI's taxonomy places the organism in Eukaryota, Fungi, Ascomycota, Sordariomycetes, Microascales, Microascaceae.